AUGGCCGACUCCCCCAUGGCAGACGACGCCUCCACCUCCGAGUCUGCAUGGCUCACCCUCUCCGUAAAGCACCGCCAAGUCACCUACGACCUCUCCUUCCCCGAAGACGCUACCGUCACCGACCUCUUUCACGAAAUCGAAGUCAGCCUCGACAUCCCUGUCGCAAACCAAAAGAUCCUCGCCCCGAAAUGUCCGCUCCUCAAAUUCCCACUCAAGAACCCCGACAUGCCGCUCCUAGACCUCAAGGGCAAGCCCCUGACUCUCAUGGGCGCUCCCGCGGCCGAAGUACAGCAGAUUCAGGACAUGGCUGAGCGUGUUGCAAAGCGCAACGCCGCGCGCAUGGCCCAGCGCAGCAGAGCAAGACAUGCGCCUGCGCGCAAGACUGCUGAGGAUUCGCAAUACACUUUCCUCCAAGUCCGACCUCUACAAGGACUCCCGAAUCCCGACCGCAGCCAAAAGCUGCUCCUGCGACUCAAGGAGGACCCAGGCAUCCGCGCUGCGAUGAAGAAGCACAAGUUUACCGUUGGACUCUUGACCGAGAUGGAACCUCUGUCGCAUACACAAACAACACACGAAGGUACAAGCCGAAUUCUUGGAUUGAAUCGCAACCAGGGCGAGGUGAUUGAACUACGACUUCGGACGGAUGCCCACGAUGGAUAUCGCGACUACAAGACCAUCCGCAAGACUCUUUGUCACGAGCUAGCGCAUAACGUUCACGGACCUCACGAUCGUAACUUCUGGGAUCUGUGUCAUCAAAUCGAGCGGGAGGUUCAGGCGGCAGAUUGGAAGUCGGGAGGGCACACUAUCGGAGAGACAUCGAGAUACACCAUCUCAGGCGUGGAUGAGGAGGAGUUUGAGGAAGAUCACGGAGGCUGGACAGGAGGAGAAUUCGUCCUGGGCGGAGUUAGCAAUGCUACAACCGCGGGGCUAAGCCGAAGGGAGGUUCUUGCGCAGGCGGCGCUGGAGAGACAACGAAAGGAGGUUGAAGCUGAAAGAAAGGUGUUGGAGGCCGCUGAAAAGACACGACGGCAUACACCACCUGGUGAUGAUUCAAAGUGA
Molecule: messenger RNA, 1059 nt
Organism: Fusarium keratoplasticum
Lineage: Eukaryota; Fungi; Ascomycota; Sordariomycetes; Hypocreales; Nectriaceae
Product: WLM domain-containing protein
Exons: 1
Coding region: 1-1059 (352 amino acids)
Molecular function (GO): proteasome binding
Source: RefSeq, a predicted model, not a curated record